CAGUCGCGCGUCCACGCUUGUCUCAAGCGCACGUCGCUCCGCGCAUCGCUCGCUCCGCUCCGCUCGCUCCCGAAGCCACACGACGAUACCCGUGUGCGGCGGAUCCCGCGCGAGGCGCGCGCCCUGCGCACGCGCGAAGCAACAGAUAGCAGCCGCCGCCCCGCCGCGCUCUCGCUGCCUCGGUUAUCGCGCGCUCGCCGUCGCGCUGGCCAGACGUGUAUGCCUCCGGUCUGCCGCGACGCGAAUCUCUUCACUCUUCGCGCGAUACUCUAGCUCGUAGUUUUCUUCGUAAUCUUAAGAUUGGUGUGUAGUGUCAAGUAGUGUUCCAGUAGUAUUUUUCUCUUUCUCGGUGUCUAUUUAUCAGUGUUAGUGUAAUAAUGUUAUCCAGUAGUGUUAGGUUAGUUAGCAUGUAGGGAGUGUCGCGUCUGCGAUGUGUUCUUUGACGUUGGAACAGUAUCCCGAAUAAUGUAACGUAUUGCGGACGCGGAACGUGAACUAGUGAGUGCAAAGAUUAUGCGACAGAGACGCAUUAUGUUUUGUGGCGGGUAGUCGAGUGCCUCCAAGAUGUCGUUGCCCAUGAAGCGGUCGUUCAGCUCGGAGGGCGGCGCCACCUCCAAGCGCGACUGGAAGAUGCGGCUCAGCCUACGGAGCCGCAGCGGGCACAGCGUCGAGGCGCUGCGCGGGCGCAGAUGCGCGUCUCUGCGUUCUGCCGCGACGCCGGCGCGCGGGCAGGAGGAUUCUGGGCGCAGUACUCCUUCUGCCGCGCACCGCGCCUCGCCAUCGCCCGCUGACACUCCUGCGCCCAAGAAAUCCAACUGGGAAGUGAUUGAACACUUCUCAUCCAGCAAGACCAAGAGAAGCCCCACUGCUGUGGAAGCAGAAGGCGGCGCUGCAUCCUCGUCGCCAGCGCUGCCUCUCUGCCCCGCCGGGAGACCUGAUGCCGAUGUACAGCCACUGCUGACCGAAGAAGGGCAAGCAGAUGGCACCGGCGGUCCCGGCGGGGUCGAAGACGACGAGGAGGAGGACACGGGGUGGUGGGGCAACUGCGUCAGCAACUGCCCGCCGCCCGUGCAGGACCUCUGCACUUCUAACCGAUUUGACAACUUGCACGUGGAGAUGCUGUACCAGCGCUACUUCCUACGCAUGAACCAGACCAACAUGACGCACCUGCUGGGCCUGCUGCUGGCCGUGGCCGUGGGCCUGAUGGUGGUGCAGGUGCGCACGCUGCUCAUCGCGCAGAGCCUCCUCAGCAAGUACCAGCCAAUGCUCAACAUCACCUACGUCGACGACUUCAACCGAUACCAUGACCCCAACCGAUACGUGAACGUGACCACCUCCCGGUACUACGAGGAGCUGGCGGCGAUCAACGCGACGCAGUUCCACGUGUACUACGAGAAGGAGCGCGUCGCGCACAUCGUCAACAUCAUUGUGCUCGGACUCACUGCCCUGGUCUACGCCUGCCUGCUGGCGUGCCUGACCCGCCCGGCCAUGAACGAGAUCUACCUGCUCACCAUCUCCUAUGUGGUGCUCGUCACCUUCCUGCUGGUGGAGCUCGCCCUGGCUGGCACUGCUGUCCUGCGUGCCCUCAGCAUCAGCACGGGCUCGUGCGCGCUGUUCACGUACGUGACGUACGCGACGCUGCCGGUGCGGCUGCACGAGGCCACCGUGGCCGGCCUGGCUCUCAGCAUCGUCAACAUCGGCGCUCACCUCAUCCUCGACGAGCAUGCCGAAGUGCACCAAAUCUACUGCACGGUGGCGACGCUGAUUGCAUGCAACCUGGCGGGCAUCAUGACGCACAACCCGCGCGAGCUGGCGCAGCGCCGCGCCUUCCUCGAGACGCGGGACUGCGUGGAGGCGCGCCUCGUCACCCAGCGCGAGAACCAGCAGCAGGAGCGCCUGCUGCUGUCAGUACUGCCGCGCCACGUCGCCAUGGAGAUGAAGGCCGACAUCGCCAGCCAGCCGCGCCAGGAACAGUUCCACAAGAUCUACAUCCAGCGUUAUGAGAACGUCAGCAUCCUGUUCGCUGACAUCUGCGGCUUCACUUCCCUAUCCGACCAGUGCACUGCUGAGGAGCUGGUGCGCCUGCUGAACGAGCUCUUCGCUCGUUUCGACCGGCUGGCAGCAGAACACCACUGCCUGCGCAUCAAGCUGCUGGGCGACUGCUACUACUGCGUGUCUGGUCUGCCCGAGGCGCGCGACGACCACGCCAAGUGCUGCGUCGAAAUGGGACUCGACAUGAUCGAUGCCAUCGCGCUGGUGCGAGAGGUAAUGGCCGUCAAUGUGAACAUGCGCGUCGGCAUCCACACCGGCCGCGUGCACUGCGUCGUGCUCGGCCUCCGCAAGUGGCAGUUCGAUGUCUGGUCCAACGACGUCACCCUCGCUAACUACAUGGAGAGCGGCGGUGUCGCCGGACGCGUACACAUCACGAAGGAGACGCUGCGCUGCCUGGGCGACGACUACAAGGUGGAGCCUGGCCACGGUGGCCUGCGCAAUGCCUACUUGAAGGACCACAACAUCGAGACCUACCUGAUCGUACCCGACGACACCAGCCGUGUGGACAAGAAGCCGCAGCACUCCUUCUCGCUGAACGGCAACGUGUCGAAGGAGAUGCGCGUCAUGGGCCACGGCUCGCAGCACGGCAAGCACUCCUCCAAGAUCGGAGUAGAUGCCGGCAAUGAGAACAAGAAGCCAGAGGACGAGGUGAACGAGUACUUGAUGAAGGCAAUAGACGCUCGCUCCACGGACCGGCUGCGCGCCGAGCACUGCCGGCCCUGCACGCUCACCUUCCGCGACAACAAGCUGGAACGCAAGUACACUGGCGAGCGCGACCGUAUGAUGAAGGUGUACUUCAUCUGCACCCUAGCGAUCUACUUCGCCAGCGUCGCGAUCCAGGCCGUCACUUACAACCUGAUGCCGAUCAGCAUUAUCACCAUCGCUACAUCUGGCAUCAUCAUCUCCUCGUUUACGUACUUGGUUCUCUGCCUGGACUUCGAGCACUCGAGCCCGCGCCUGCGCCGCCUGUCGGAGCGCGUGCACAACAACCGCACGCUGGCGCAGAUGGUGUCCUUCAUCGUAGUCACCGCCUUCAUCAUCCAGAUCCAGGUCGUCAUGUGUGUGCAGGUGCAAGGCCUAUUCGAUGCGCAGAGCAAGCUGGAGUUCCUGGCCAACGAGACUCGGCAGGGCGACUUCCACCACUGCCCGCAUGACAUGAACGAGCACUACCUGCAGCUGACGCUGCUGGCGAUGUUCCUGUGCGCCGUGCACCAGAUCCUCAUCACCGUGGUGAAGCUGCUGCUGCUGUCGUUCACGUGCACCGCGUACGCCACCAUCACGAUCCACGAGCACAUGAUCUUCAAGCAGCACUUCCAUGACUACCAACACCGCUGCGGGCUCGACUGGAACCAGCAGUGGACCAACGUCGUGAUUGCACUGGGUGCCACGGUGGCCCUCCUCCUGCACUCGCAUCAGACCGAGAGCACAUACCGGCUCGACUUCAUCUGGAAACUGCAGGCCAACGAUGAGAAGGAGGAGAUGGAGCACCUGGAGGCGUACAACCGUAAGCUGCUGGCCAACAUCCUGCCCGAGCACGUGGCGCAGCACUUCCUCUGCAGCGACAAGAAUAUCGAUGAGCUGUACCACGAGCAAUGCGAGUCGGUGUGCGUUAUGUUCGCAUCCAUUCCAAACUUCUCCGAAUUCUACGUAGAGCUGGAGGGCAACAAUGAGGGCGUAGAGUGCUUGCGCCUUCUUAACGAGAUUAUCGCCGACUUCGACGAAAUCCUUGCCGAGGACCAGUUUAAAUACAUUGAGAAGAUCAAGAGCACUGGUGCCACGUACAUGGCUGCAUCAGGGCUGACGGCAGCCACGCGUGACCUCCGCGGCUUCCGGCACGUGACUGCUAUGGCUGACUACGCGCUCCGCCUGCGCGAGCAGCUGCAGUAUGUCAACGAACAUUCGUUCAACAGCUUCCGAAUUAGGAUCGGCAUCAACAUCGGGCCGGUGGUGGCAGGCGUGAUCGGAGCCCGCAAGCCCCAGUACGACAUCUGGGGCAAUGCCGUGAACGUGGCGUCGCGCAUGGACUCCACGGGUCUGCUCGACCACAUCCAGGUGACCGAGGAGGUGUAUGAGAUCUUGGCCACGCGCGGCUACCGGCUGCGCUGCCGGGGCACCAUCGACGUGAAGGGCAAGGGUAACAUGGUCACCUACUUCCUGGAGGGCAUCGGGGAGACCGUCGCGCCGGGCACGCUCGACAUCUACAGCAACCCGCAGCCGUCAACCUCCGGCACGAGCCAGGAGUGCGGCAACCAGAGCGGCGGCCGGCCUGAGCACCGACCUCUGGAGACCCUCUCGGAGGGACACACCGAUGAAGAUGGGGGACCCUCACCCAGGGCAUCCAUCCCCAAGGAGAGCAACGACAUAAGCAGCCCCAAGCUGGCGAACGGCACGGGCGGCGGCGCGUCGUCCCGCGAGAGCAUCGCCGAGGCGGUGCGCGCGCGCGUUCUGCGCCGCUUGGAGCGGCCGCUGUCGCUGGCGGACCACGCCGGCAUGCCCACCAUUGCGUCACUGCUCAACUCGAAGGCAUAUUCAACAGACUUCGACCAAACAUUCCUCAUUAACGAGACCAAGAAAAACUUCUCGUUGAGCGACGUAAAGCGGGGCGUGGCUGAGUCGCGCAGCAGCGGUGAGAUCGAGGCCCUCCUAGAGGGCAAUGGCCCGCGCCGCGCUGCCAGCUUGGCGGACUUCCUCUUCCGUCGCAAGCAAAACAAGUUGAACGCGGCCGUGGUGAAUGUCAUUGAGAACCCAAUGACCGCCAUGUAUGACUACAGCCCCGCCGGCACACCGGCACACGACGACACUCACGGCGCUUAAACAUUCGGACUUGACUCUCCCCGGAUUGACGCACCUCUCCCUGACUUGACAGCACCAUGUUGAGUACACGGCUGGCUGAACAAUGCCACCAAGACGUAUUGUUGGAAAGCUGGAGUUGGGCGCCGCCCAAGACAUGAUGGACACAGCGCAGAAGGGGCGGAAGAAGUACGAGAAGGCAUUGCUCAAGCCGUCUGUCAUCAACUGCUGCUAUUUCUCUGCUGUUUCAUACAUAAUGCCGACCUCUGAUGGUUAACUUUUGGAACACAUACCGAGUUGGAAUUCUUGAGCUGCGACACAAGUGCUCGCUGUGCUUUAGUGAAGCGGAAUUUUACAAUUAGUUAUGUUAAAUUAUAAAUGUUUAUUGAAUUGGCGUCUUCUCGUGCUUCCAAUCUGUCCACCAGUUACUUAAUUCACCCAUUAGAUGUCAGUAUUACUACUUAAGGCUUCAUUAAAGCAACAUGCACUUAUCGGAGAUUGAGUGUGACAAUGAGACGCGACCUGAGUGUCGGCACCGGACUGGAUAUUCCCUGGAUAAGGACUCCCACCAUUAAGACUGAAGGAUGCCGCGCGGUGCACCGCCAGCCAGCACGCGGCGCUCUUCAUGACACUGGCGGCCUCUAGUGGCCCGCCCUGGAACUGACACUCGGACAUACAAGUAGCGCAGUGCUCGUGGAGCCGUCGCCCCGCCGCAACGAGCGCCACGUCGCGCGGCGCGGCCCCCUCACUGCGACCUGCUCCCUGCAGCAGCCAGAGUUAAACUUUUUCAUUUCCUAGUUAAGGAGUGCGGUUGUGUGUAUACAGUCGUAAGCGAGAAGACGUAUACUUGACCAGUUCAUCAACAACUAGUUGAAUGUUUUCUUAUUAUCUUUUCUCGAAAUUGAAAACCACGGAACUCCAUUGGUUGAAAUUUAGAUUAGGUAUUUCGGUAAAAGUCUCAAUUGGAAUUUCACAGUUUUAUUUUAAUAAGGUGCUGUACCCAGGACCCUCCCCUCCGCCCAUUUGUAACCAAUCCUGGCAGGCGCGCUUACCCUCGGUGCAGGAGCCUGCUAACCAAAGUUAUAUUCGACGUUUAGUAUAACUCUUGCAUAAUGCUGUCACGCCACACAACUACUUACUUCAAAGAAAAUUUAUAAAAUCGAGCUUAUAGGAACUCAUAGUGAGGUUUAAGAUAUUAUGAUUGUGUUGCAUUAGGAGUCCGCCUGGGCCCGCCGGCCGCCACGCGGGGCCGGGGCCGCCGCCCGCCGUCAACGUCUUGGUCACCUUAGCUUUAAUACACUGUUCCCUUAGAGGCGGACGGAGACCUAUGGUCUAGGUGAGUCGUUUUCUUUGACGACUAAGUUUUUCAGUCAAAUAUUUGGUGCUUUUUGGAGGUUAAGACUAAAAGUUUUUACCUCGCGGGGUGUAACCUUUAUGAAGGGGUUCAAACGUUUUUGUAUUGAACCUAGGAUGCUGGCACGCCUGCAACGCGGCGGCAACAAACACUAAACGUGCCAAUACCGAAUACUGUAGGUAUUCAGCAUUGGCGUGCUAACUACUUACUGCUUGACCAUCUAGUGUCUGCAGCCGUUAACGUGCCAGCGUGCCAGCGGGGUUUGAUGCAGUUUUCAUGUGUAAGGCAUGGUGUACUGAAAGCUCUACAAUUCCAAGGCAUUGUGUCGGCUGACUGAGCUGUAGGAACUAUUAAUCUCAAUAUUUUCUAAGAACUGAUUAAAUUAUUAUACAUCUGUGACUACUUACAUUAUCUUACAUUUUAGGUUCUUCUUUGUGUUUUAGCGUGAGAUUUAUAUUGUAUAUGUAUAUAGAGUCCUGGCUACAGGACUGACUAUUUUAGAUAAGCUAUUGAUGUACUAUGUCUAAGAAUAAGGUAGGGACAGUCGCACGAGCCCCGCCACGCCCCAACCUAGCAGCACGUCUCGUUGAGGCACAUUGAGCGGUUGAGGCCGCGGGGCGAGGCGCUCUGUUGUACGGGUACUUCACAUUACCACCAAAAUAGUAGCCAAAUAUCAUAUUAAUGUAUACGAUUACUGUUUUACCAAAUCUGAAUGUUUAAUAGGUGUAGUGCGGUUCCCGGCACGUUGUGUUUGUUGUGGUAGUCGCCCACCUACACCGGCCGCAGUGAUGGUUCCCGCAGGGUAGAGAGAUGGCGCUUCGGAAGUUUCAGUGGCAAUACUUCAGUGCGUUAGUUGCUAAGAGUUUCCGUCACUCAGAUCAGCAGCUAAUAGUAGGUCAGUAGCUAAACGCGUCGGUAGCCAAGCGUGCCAUCGGCAGCCAAGAGCGCCAUCGGCAGCCAAGAGCGCCAUCGGCAGCCAAGAGCGCCAUCGGCAGCCAAGAGCGCCAUCGGCAGCCAAGAGCGCCAUCGGCAGCCAUGUGCUCCAUCAGUAGCCAAGUGCUCCAUCGGCAACCCAAAGCGCCAUCGGCAGCCAAGAGCGCCAUCGGCAGCUAAGAACGCCAUCGGCAGCCAAGAGUGCCAUCGGCAGCCAAGAGCGCCAUCGGCAGCCAAGAGUGCCAUCGGCAGCCAAGAGCGCCAUCGGCAGCCAAGAGUGCCAUCGGCCGCCAAGCGUGCCAUCGGCAGCCAAGAGCGCCAUCGGCAGCCAAGAGUGCCAUCGGCCGCCAAGCGUGCCAUCGGCAGCCAAGAGCGCCAUCGGCAACUAAGUGCUCCACGGGCAGCCAAGAGCGCCAUCGGCAGCCAAGUGCUCAAUUGGCAGCCAAGUGCUGCAUCGGCAGCCAAGAGCGCCAUCGGCAGCCAAGUGCUCCAUUGGCAGCCAAGUGCUGCAUCGGCAGCCAAGUGCUCCAUCGGCAGCCAAGUGCUCCAUCGGCAGCCAAGUGUGUCACCUGCCGCCAAGUGUGCCAUGGGCAGCCAUUUGCUUCAUCGGCAGGCAAGUGAUCCAUCGGUAGCCAAGAGCGCCAUCGGUAGCCAAGAGCGCCAUCGGCAGCUAAGAGCGCCAUCGGCAGCCAAGCACCACGAACACAUACUCAGGUUGAACAGUUACCGUGUGGUUCACGAGUGGAAUCUUCAGGAACGGCAGCUAGUAGGACGGUGUUAGGUAUCGUAGUUCCAUGCAUCCGUAGCGAUAUGCUUCUCUCAAUGUGUAGUUUGCUUCGUUACCCGACGAGCUCUGCUUGCUGUAACCGAGUCCACAAUCCGCCUGCACUCCCCCCGACCCGCUACCCCUCCCUCGUGUGCAAUCGGCUUCGAACAACUCGGCGCCGGCCAUCGAUCGUACAAAUAAAUCGUGACUGUGCUGUGUGCGGCCUCUGACAUAUUGCUACAGGAGCCCGUAGUUACCCUUCAUUGUUUACUGUGAUGCAUCUAAACGAACUUGUUUUAUUAUUAAUGUAAUAUAAGAUUAGAUAAUUAGAUCUAAUACCAAAGGAGCGUCGGUUAUUCUAAAAGAUUCGACGUUUCAUUGUACCUGUAUAUAAGUAUAUGUAUUAAUGUCACUUUACAAAUUACAUUCACUGUACUAAACUACAUUCGGAAAUUUAUAUUUUACAAAAUUAGCGACUCGAAAACGUUUUAAUUUUAAAAGUAUGAAUCGAAUCCUCUUCAGUUGCUAACGUGUAAUGUCCCACAGCUUGAUGUAUAAGUAUGUACUUAAUUUCUAUACUAUUUUAAACUAAUGUUGAAUGGUUGUGGCAAUGAUUGUGAAUGUGUCACGAUACAUGAGACGAGUCCUGUAACCCUAGGCCUGCCCACCACACAAUUCGAACACGCCAUACUCCCCAUACUAACAUUUUCGUAUUGAACAAAGUUCAACGUACCUGUACUUAUUGUUACGAUUAUAUAUAGGUAUGUAUUUAUAUUUAAGUAUAGGUGUUGUGUCGGUCUGAAUGCGACGCUGUUACUAACAAGUGACGCUUAACUUUACUUCCCGCGACAGCAGAACAGCACGCUACAGUCACAAUUACGGUUGCUGGGUUGCCAUACUUACAGCCGGACAGACUAGCUAGCUAGCACUGCUAGUUUGUCCGUAGAUCGUUGAGGAUUGUAUGUGUGUAUCUGUUGCACUAGUGCUAUCGUCCUAUCGGGACUCGUUCGAUAGCGCGAGUUCGUAGCGCCAGUCCUGAGCCUCGCAAAAUUUGAAUUAUAAAUAAACUAACAAAAGACAAUCAAACCGGGCUCUGUAAAAUGUGUGCGGACAGGAUAUCAAAAAACCUAAUUAUGAUCUGACUAAUCCGGACGCCUAGCAACCCCAGGCAUUGGUGACUGCGCGCCCGGCUUCGGCCUUCUGCCUGCUCCUCCUUUUCAACCCUGCUGCACUCCUCCGUCAGUGGACACAGAGAGGUUCCUGCUAGCGUGCUCGUCGCCGACACAUCUCUGUGUGCCUCUAAAUGUUAGGCUUUCAUUGUAUUUCAUUAUAUUUGUAAUAUUAUGGUGUCACUUGUAACCAUCUCGAAUAAGCUUACGUAGGUACCUAAGUCUGCCGCCCAGCGAAAUGUCUCGCAGCAGUUCGCUCCCACCACCUGUCGCUUCGCCAGGCCUUCCCGAUAGAUUCGAUACAGAAAGUCAUUCUGAGCAGAAGCCCAGCGUAGCCUAGCGAGGAGCAGCCUGGCGCGGCCCGACUCGGCCGGUACAUUUUGUCAGAGUCGUCAUACGAUCCAUGUGUUCUUCUCUUUGUAUUGUUAGGUAGUGAUUUAAGACAUUUUGACGUCGUUACUAGUAGCAUAUUACGAUAUACAUAAUACUAUUUAAUAUUUCUGAAGACUUGGCUCUAUGUUAUGAAUUAGCUAUCUAUAAGUUAAGCGCUUAGGUUAUGUUCGUGAGGGAGCAGCGCACGAAGCGCGUUGUACGCCAAGGGCCUAAUCUCUAUGUCGAACCAACAUCACCAUAUACAACAAUUGCCUCAGGAGGUCGCUCCAACUGUUUGUAAGACCAGCUGGUAGUAUUGAGAAUACAGGUACAGCCUAGUGCAGAUAUAAAAACAGUGGCGAUUGUAGCUGUGUUAUAAAGAACCAUACCCUUUAACUAUCACUCGCUCAAUAUCCAAGUCAAUCGAUAUCUAUGUACUUGUAUACCAAAUAUGUGUAGGUACAGAUUGUACAAUGUACACGGCCAGAGUCUGGCCAACUAAUGUUAAGCCUGAACUAGAGCCGCUACAUUUAUUAACUAAUAACAUUUGCAAAAUUAUUAAAAUAUGAACACUGUUUUUCUUGUCAUCAUAUAUGUAAAGGCUGAUAAAAUAUAAAAACACGUUGUUAUUGUGAAAAUAGUAGUCGCUAUAAAAUACAUUAUCUCAGGCUUGGCACUUGUCAUGGUGUUAUAUAAAAUCAACUUUGUAAAUCAAAGGCUACACAUUCAUCAGAGAAGAUAUUUGAAAAAGUCGCAAUGUAAAAACUUUACGAUAACAACACCAUGAUCAAUCACAACCACUAUCAAUCUGGCUUACAGCUAGGUGUCCUAGCUGUAAUCCAGAUUAAAUUCAACUUUCGUUGGCCAGACUCCAGUUUUUGAAGAAAUUAUUGUAGUUACAAGAAACCAAUUGUAAUCGCCAUCAAUUAUACAAUUACUAUGUAUACUUUAACGCCGCUGUCUACUGUAGCACUGUGUAACUACCUGCUAUUUAUGGAUAACUAUGUAAUUACAGUAACCUGCCAUGUAAUUAUUGUAUAUUGUGACCACGUUGUUUUUAUAUUCUUUAGUGGUAAAUUAUCUUUGUACUUAACUGUAGCAUCCUACUUUAAUUGUGCCCUGUGUGUGCAGGCAGUCACGUGACUGCUCGUUACAUUCAUUAUAAUUUACGUUUACUAAGGGGUGACGUCACAACUUAGGUUCAUAUGUAGCAUUUUGUUCAACAUAUCAAAUUAAUAUACCACAAUCAUAUACUAAGUUAUCGUGUUACAUGAUGCUGUCAACUGACGUAUAUCUAAAUAUACGUAGGUAUAGCAGGUGCACCUGCAAUGGAGUGUUCAAUUAUUAAAUAAUAAUAAAAAAUGCUUUAUUGACUAGCAAAUGAUUUACAAGUGGAUUUUAAUGAAUGGUGGGUACAGUACUGCACUUGAACACAAUUCAAAUGACCAAUAACACUUCAACUAGGCCGAGCCUGUAUCUUAGGUGUUAGUUAGGGAUUGCUGCAGCAGAUUGUCGCCAGCUAGCAGAAUACACGCACACGUAGCGGGAGAUCAGACAGGGCCAAUUAAAGCGGGACCGGCUGCAGCUGCCAGUUCCAUGUAAUGAUAUUGUACAACGGCACUAAACUAUGCGACUCUUGGAAUUUAGUGGUAAACUGCUAUAGCUACCUACUACUUAGGUACCUUAGAACAUGAGUUUAUAUCAAGUUAUGUACUUACUUUACAGUGCGCUCGUUGUCAACGAUGGUGUGUGUAAGUGGGGAACAGUAUUGGGUCACUAUACCUGCCCAUAAUGGCAUUUAAGCGAUAGUUUACAGAGAGAACAGAUGCUAGGAACUUGAAACAUAAUUAUAAUAUCUAAAUAUAUUCUAACUGCCGAUUUCAAUUACUUAUCUUCAUCCAAAAUGUAUGAAUCGAUCAAAUGUUUAGACAGAACACACAUUAGAGCAAUGUCAUUGUAGAGAUAGGUAAUUAAAGUCGGCGGCAGUGGACAGGCGCUUGAAUACCAUUUGGUACGUGGCGAGGUACGUCUAGUAAGCGAUCAUCUCGUGAAGUGGAUCGUGUGUUUUAUUAACUAUCGCUAAACACGAGUUUGACUAGGGAUUGUAAAGUAACCUACUUUAUUUCACCACUGGUGGGUACCACUAAAUUUCUUGAUAUUUUAACUACACUACUGAGGUAGUCGCUUGCAGCUUUACUUUGUAGGUACUCGAGAAUGUAUGGAGCCGACAAUUCGGCCACGUGAUGGUGACUGCAUAAAACAGUACAAUAGUAUUUAAAUUUGUCGAUACACGAUAACGACAACAUAAAUUUGUCAAUUUUUAUUCCCGUAAGCGACUGCUAGAGCCGCUGUGUAAUUUGCCAAACAUAAGUUUACGUCGCCGCCAUCGAGUAUUGACAAAUACCAUUGCUAGUAGUACAAGUAGUGGCGGUAGCCAACGUUUGCAGGAUGCUGCAUAGAGCAUGUUCCCAUGCGAGUACCUACGUGUGCGCCGCAGCGACUACUUCAGGCGUCACCUUCCUCCUUUGUAUUAUUAUUGUUAACGCUAAGACAUUGUAUGUACGUAUGUAUCAAUGCUUUCCUUAUGUUGUAAUCUGUCAUAAUAAAUGGUGUUAUGUGUAUUAAAACUGCGUUUCACUGGAACAAUUGAG
Messenger RNA from Spodoptera exigua (beet armyworm), 12087 nucleotides. Lineage: Eukaryota; Metazoa; Arthropoda; Insecta; Lepidoptera; Noctuidae. The record is from the annotation of a GenBank genome assembly.